ACAGCCCUUUCCUGGUCCCUAUGAGACCCCACACCCCUCCAUAUGAGGAUUCGGGUCCAGGGUCGCGUCUGGGUAAUAUAUGAAUUACGCAGUCCAUCCUCCCACUUCCUCCACCCUUCUUGCCCCAAUGGGCCCCCCUUCGAACGGAAAACGACCGACGACCACGACCGGACACGGCCAGAUGGGUCGAGUGAGUCGCUGGAGCCCCGAACUGCGCGACCUGCUGCAGCAGUGCGUGGCCUACCAGGGCGCGCCCGGCGGCGUGCGCUUGGGCCUGUACGGCGAUCACCAUGGCUUUGGCCUUUGGGAGGCAGCCGUGAGUCUGGCGUUCCACCAGGGCGACGACCAGGCCGCUACGGCCCAACGAGGUGCCGUGGGCGACAGGACGUUGCGGCACUGGUUCCUGCGGACGCCUGACCUGGGAUGCCCCGAGGGAGAAAAGAGAGCCGCAGCCAACGUCAUGUCGAGCGACAACGUCGCGAGCGAGCUGCGUUCGGUCACCGAUGCCUGUGAACUUUCCGGACAACACGUGAGAAACAAGAAGCGCAAGAAGGUGGAUGGUUCAAAAGCAGGUUGGUGGUUUUCAGUGCGGGUGGAAGAGCUGAGGCCCGGCAGCUUCCAGGACCUCCGGUGCGGCGCCGCGACAGUGACCGCUUUUUUGAGCCGGCCGGCCGUUGUCCCGUUGUCGAUGCCGGGGCGUGGGCCUGGAGGCGAAUGGAGUGGCGCUGUAGAGCAGGCCAGAUCGACCAACGGCCUAGCCCUCGGCCUUCGUCGACCGGCCGGCGGACUGAAGGACGAGGGACGAGCCAAUGAGGAGUCGACUGGCAGUCGGGGAACAGCGGCAGGAGGCCCACGGGAGGUUGUUUGUGGUCAUCAUGGGCCAGUGAAGUGGCUUCUCACUUGGGAUGCUGCCUUCAACGUCGUCUUUGGACCAGCACCUCUUGCUGUGGAGGUCACGGAGGCAUUUGUCUUGCCGAAAUUCCUCCCAGCUAUUGCGAACACGACUUGGGCUGUCACGCGCCAUGCGUGUGAUCUGACCUACUUUGUGUCAGAGAUGGUUACUGAUGUUUGGGACGCGCCUGUAGUAGCCUUUUUCGUCUUUCGAGAUGGAAAGCUCUCCCCUGUUGGCGGCGUCGAAUGGGAUGGCGCUCAACUCACCUGGGGCCCCGCCAGUUGGAGCCCAGCCACCCUGAAGGUGGGGGAUGUGGUCGGGGUGCUGGUGACCCUGCAGGGCGAGCUGCAGGGUCCCUCUUUGGGGAUUAUGAAUCUCGAGCUGUUUUGCCCCAUGGUGGAUCCACUGAAGCGCAAUCACGAGCUGGAUUGGAUCGAUGGUACUGGCAGCAACUCCAAAAAGAUGCCAACAAAAAUUGUCGGUGACUGGCUGCGCUUCGGCGCUUCGACGGCGACGCAGCGGUUGAGCCAGCUGGGGCAGAAGGUGGGACAAGCUUUCAAUGAAACCGCCAUGCGGCGAUGUGUGGCUUGUGGGGAGUCCUACAUCCGCGCGGGAAUGUGGACCUGUGCGGAGUGUACCCAGCUGGGCUGCCGGAACUGCCUGAGCGUGACGAACCUCCACGGCCCGGCCGCGCCCCGACCGGCGCAGCAGAUUCUUUGCAAGGGCUGCCAGCCUUUGGUGAAGAAGAGGUGCGCGGAGGGGAAUGCUCGGCUUCGUCUUCAAAGAAUCGACGCCUUCUUGGGAAGUCACUUGGAGCCCUACACUUAUGACCCCGAGAGCAAAUUGGAACAAACCUUGCGCCUCAGUGGCUAUGCCAUGCAAGGUCUGAAGAAAGUCUCUGGAUUCAUUCCAUGGGCACAGGCUGCUCAGGCGAUCGAGGCGGGCUACUAUUUGGUCAGGUACGGCCCGCUGAUUUUGGCCGGCAAUGAGAUUAUGGAGUCUUUCCAGCUCAUCCUCGGCCUGGCGAAGAAACUGGAGUUGCCCUCCUAUCACCGCUUGGCGUCGCCAGACUUCUUCGGAGGGCUCUACUACAGCAUGGGUGAACACUGGGGCAUGCGAGGCCGAGUCCCAGACAUGGAAAUGGCGCAGCAUGCAGCGGAUGGUGAGGUGCCAGUGCCGGACCAUGGAUUGCUGUUGACCCUUCGUCAUCUGACCCGACUCCUCUUGGUCUCCAAGGAGAGCACGCCCACGGAUGCGCAGCGCCUGCUGCGGCAAGCGAUGCCGGGCGCCGAGCUGGUGCUGGCGGAGUUCAGCGGAAGCCCCACGGUGCCCAGCUUCUUCCUGGUGUGCGCGCAUCAAGCACGGGUCGCGUAUUUGGUGAUGCCCGGCACGCGGAACUUGUCAGAUCUGGUCACCGACUUCAACGCCGCCGAGGAGCCGUUUGGCACUGGCCAGGGCCAUCGUGGCAUGAUUCAGUCAGCUCGCUGGAUGGAGGAGCAAGUGGGACCAGCCUUGAUCCGGCUUUACACCUCAGGCUUCCGGAUUACCAUCCUGGGGCAUUCGCUGGGUGCCGGAGUGGGCGCCUUCUUGACGCUCAUCCUGCGGCCGCAGAUCUCGAAUCUAUACUGCUAUGGCUUCGGCACCCCAGCCUGUGUGGACGAGCAGCUGAUGCCCAGCCUGCUGAACUGCAUGGUGUCGGUGGUGAACCGUGAUGACUUGGUACCCCGGCUGAGCGUGAAGAGUGUGCAAGGCCUCCUGGAGAGCGUGCUUUGCCCUGGGCAAGUCGCAAAGACCCAGGCAUGGAUGAAGGAGGAUUGGCAAGCGGUCAAGGACUUGGAACGCGUGGUGGAGCUACGGCGGCGAGGGCAGGCCCGCAAACUCAAGCCACUCUUGGACAAGAUGACGGUUCAAGGCCAGCAGAUGCAAGGCCAAGGGAUCCCAAUCACCAUCAAUCACCCAAUCAGAUUCUCCGCAAGACGGUCUCUUUCAGCUCCAGCUCCGGAAGACACAGCCGUUAGCCGUGGCGCUUCAUCCGUUCGAAAACCACACGAGACGACGUAUGGGGGAACGUUCCUCGUAUACCUUCCCGCCUUCCCUGGCAACUCAGUCUGA
Molecule: messenger RNA, 3004 nt
Organism: Durusdinium trenchii
Lineage: Eukaryota; Dinophyceae; Suessiales; Symbiodiniaceae
Source: the annotation of a GenBank genome assembly